Exophiala dermatitidis NIH/UT8656 is the source of this 2428-nucleotide messenger RNA. RefSeq names its product sepiapterin reductase. The record is from RefSeq and is a predicted model, not a curated record. Gene Ontology annotation, cellular component: catalytic step 2 spliceosome. The transcript has a single exon. Lineage: Eukaryota; Fungi; Ascomycota; Eurotiomycetes; Chaetothyriales; Herpotrichiellaceae. The coding region runs from base 231 to 1997 and encodes 588 amino acids.
CCUUACUCAGGCAGUACUCCAGACUUUUGGGUCUACAUCAACACUCACUUUUAAUUCUUCACUCCCCGCCCCUUCGCCAAUAGCGGGCGGAUUGGGAGCCUCGUCUCUUGACUUGUCAGUCAGGGUUCGAUUUUCCGCUUUCAGUCCGUCAUUCUCAGGGUCGUCUCUCUGUCUCUUCUCUACCCCGAUCGUGAGCCAGGCGGAGGAGGGCGGUCGGUGGCCUAGGAAGAAUGUCCAGCAUGGCGCCUGGACCAGCAUCGCAGCCGGAACGAGUGCCCUCUACUUCCUUGGUUACGUCUUCGGCAUCGACCUCCCGAACCACACAAACAGCCGUCACGAAGCGACGGAAAGAUCGAGAUGACCUGGCCUUGAUGCCACCGCCACCCCCAGUGAAACGAAUCAAGCGGCCAGCUCAGGUCCUCGAGGAAGACGAAUACACGGCUGCGUUGUCGGAGAUUAUUGCGCGGGACUAUUUCCCUGGUCUGCUGGAGAGCCAGGCGCAGCACGAAUACCUCGCGGCGCUGGAGUCGGGCAACGAGUCGUGGAUCGCAGAGGCGGCGCACAAGUUGAGACAUGCGGGGGCUCCUCAACAAAGCCAAAAGACCGCAAGGAAUACAAGAUUCGACCGUCGUUCGACUGCUACUAGUGGUACUCCGCUCAAAGAUGUCGCAGACACACCCGUGGGAGAGUAUGCGGGCGGCGAGACGCCAGUAUCACACAGGAAUAACCUGGAACAACAAUUACAGGACGAAAGUACAAAACAACGAAUCGAUACCACUGGUCUUUCGCUCGGUGCAUUUCAGGCGAAAUAUACUUCGGAGGACAACGAGUCGUUCAACGCCCUGCUCGACAAACAGAACCAAAAACGCCGCGAGAAGCACGCUUACUUGUGGACGCAGGACCAGCGGAUCCCGUCCGCGCGGUUGAUUGCGUAUCAUCAGGCGCGGGAAGCGCGACUUCUCAAGGAACAAGGGGAGGACGAAUCAAAAUCAGAACAGCAACAGGAACAAGAACAGGACGAGAAAUCCAAGGCAGUGACAACGACAGCUACAGCAGCAACAUCCACAGAUGCUGCGGUGGUUGACAACAAACCCACCGAGGAGGACAGAACCAAAGCCAUGGCAUUGCCAUCGACCAUGAUGACGACGGGUGCAACCGAUUCUCGACCAGCCAGACCCGACGCAUGGCACAUCACCCGACCGGACAACAGCCUCAUGUUUCCCGCGACCUCGAUUGACGAGGACGCGCCGCGGCUACAGACGGUGCAGGAGCACAAGGAGCAAAUGUCCAAGAUGGGACCGAAGCAUGUCGUCCAUGCAAACACCCGGUUCCCGCCCAUGCUUUAUGUUGAUGACGCAGAAGACCCCAAGUUUUCCCCGCAAUCGCCCUCAUUGAACACGGAAAUCAUUGCUCGUCGCGACGAUGCCAGAAGAGGCGCACGCAAAGCCUCAUCAUCAUCGGUCCUGGAUACCGACACUGGUACCGGUGCCGAAACGCCCCGUGUCAACGGAUACGCAUUCGUCGACGAGGACGAGCCGGAAAACAUUGUGCAAGAAAAUAGCAGCAAUCUUCCGAGUUAUCGCGACUUGCUGGCCGGUCAAUUCGAUGCCACGCCCAACCCGUUCAAGAUCGGCGACAUGCGCAAGCGCGAAGAACUGCAUUUGCGCAUGGUGGAGAAGCAGGCCAAGAUGAAGCGCGACAAGGAGAGGGAUCGACAUAAAGACAGCGAUUCCGGGCCGUCCAGGCUUCGGGCCUGGACUCCUCGUUCGGCAAUCUUGACACCGGGAGGAGGGAAAGGAGCGUCUUCCUCUGCCAACAACGCUGCAGCAGUGGGAAACAUGACUCCCGCGGCUAGACGGUUGAUGGAGAAACUUGGUGGUGGUGCCACACCCUUGAGAUCCGGAGCAGGGGCCGGUGCCGGUGCCAUUGGAAAAGACGGUGGCAGUAGUGCUGGGGAUAUGUGGACGCCGGCGCGGACGCCCAGAAGGAAGAGAUGAUGCGAUAUGAUAUCGAUUCGGUUCUAUCCAUUGUCCAUUCAUUCAUUCAAAUAAACGAUUAUAUGAUAUCGCGGCGGCCCACGCUGAGGCACUCAACUGCCUUGUCUACCUAAGGUAGCUACUUGUUCUGGUCGCCGUGGCCCUUUCAGGCUCGAUGCUCGAUGCUCGAUGCUGAAUGAAGGCCGUCCAUUCAGCCUUUCAUGGCUGGUUCGGCCCCCGAAGCUACAGCAUCUACUUACUACUACUGCUACAUGCCGAGUAAAAUAGACACAGCUACCGUUUAAUUAUAAUUGGUAUAAUAUCAUCAACAUCACAGAGCACCCAGGUAUCCGUUCAUCGAGGCAUGCAGUGUAGUAUUACAGCCCAUCACUACUACAAAUCCAUGACACAAGCGCCCACAGAACUGAGGCUGAAUAUUUCCCGUUUAGUCC